AUGACCGAUAUUACCAAUGUCUCAACUUCCAUGUCUUAUGAUGAUCGACCAUUUGCAAGUGGAGUAAUCACAACUCAAACCUCCGGGUCCCUAUGUCUUGAAAUGGAAGGGCCACCGAGUAAAGAAUCAACAGAAUCUGAAAUUAUAUCGAAUGGGCUGGAUCCCCCGAUGGAUACAACGCAAAGUACCGAAAACAGUUUGGAAUCGGAAAUAAAAACAAGGACGGCAAUCAAAAUAAGUCCGCUGAAAAUCGCCUAUGAGAUGCUUACCACCGGGUCUCUGACGGUCUCCGGAUUCCUUCUAUGGACCGCCCGACCUCACUAUUUGCCACGUCAGCAGUUGAUUGUCCCAUUUCAAUAUAUCUCAUUUUUCGGAUCAAUUAUCGCUUGGAGCAUCGCAGGAGUCGCAGUUUUCUAUGAAUGGCAGGCGUCGAAAUAUGCUGUGGUUUAUUAA
This is a messenger RNA of Caenorhabditis briggsae, 453 nucleotides long. NCBI's taxonomy places the organism in Eukaryota, Metazoa, Nematoda, Chromadorea, Rhabditida, Rhabditidae. The transcript has 3 exons. Bases 1 to 453 code for a protein of 150 amino acids. The record is from RefSeq and is a predicted model, not a curated record.